UGAGCACACUUUUGGAGAGGGGGGUCGAUGUGCAGCAAGUCGUGACUGACCGCCACACAGGAGUGCAGAAGUAUUUGAGGGAGGAAAAAAAGGAAAUCAGUCACUACUUUGACCCCUGGCACAUGGGAAAAGGAAUUGGUAAGAAAAUCGAAGAGCUGGGGAAGAGAAAGACGACCCAGGAUGUGAGACUGUGGAAGCAAAGUGUGGUGAACCACCUCUACUGGUCAGCAUCCAGUUCCUCCUCAGGACAGGAGGCAGUUGCAAAGUGGACUUCAGUUGCCAACCACAUCCAAAAUGUGCACAGCCAUGACAACGCCCUGUUCCCUAGCUGUCUGCAUGCACCUCUGGAUGGAGAACAGGCAAGACAGUGGCUCAAACCAAGCACAGCAUCAUGUGAGAAGCUCACUGCCAUUCUGUUAGCUCCACGGUUUGUGAAGGACGUAGAGAAGAUAAGCCCUCAGUACCACACAUCCACCUUGGAGGCUUUCCACAGUCUCAUCAUCAGAUUUACUCCAAAAAGUCAAGUCUUCUCCUUCAAAGGAAUGCUGUCUAGAUUACAAAUUGCUGCAAUGCACUAUAAUGAAAAUGCAGCACGCUCACAUGCAGCAACAGCAACUGGUGAGCUGAGAUAUGCUGUAGUGUACCCAAAGUACAAACAUGGAGACUACACAGUGAGAGCCCUGAAGACCAAUCCAACCUCAUUAUAUGUGCACAAGCUUAUGGACCUGCUGUUCGACUCUGUGGUGGUGGAUCCUCUCCCAUAUCAGGAGUACUCGGACAAAAUUACGGUUCCAGAACCGCUCUGUGCCCAGUUCCAAAGACCAGAUAAACGGGAUGCUGUGAGCAGGCACAGGUCCAGGUUUUAAAGUGCACGUCAGGUGAGCUACACAGGAGAUUGUAAUUAUUAGUUAGUACUCUACUCUGUGUGGUUUCUCCUUUUCUCCUCCUCAGCCAGGCUGCACACCACUGUACGACAGAGGAGUUACCUGUCGUCAUUAUGGAUCUUUAUGCUCAUCCACUCGUGACUCAUGCUGUCCACCUCCCAGAUGUCUAUUGAUCUCUACAACCUUUCUGCUCUGUGGCUCCCAUACAACUUGAAAAUCUUGGCCAGCCUCCUGAUAUUGUUACAGAAAAGCCUGUGCUCCCGGGAUCCAUCUCCACGUUUGUCAUCACAGUGAAAGCUACCUCCAGUCUAAGGAACCUAUGAAACAUCACUGUUGGCCCAACCUCUCCUCACAUGGCUCCAGAAUCUCUGC
Messenger RNA from Nothobranchius furzeri (turquoise killifish), 1256 nucleotides. Lineage: Eukaryota; Metazoa; Chordata; Actinopteri; Cyprinodontiformes; Nothobranchiidae. The record is from RefSeq and is a predicted model, not a curated record.